UUCUGUAUUGCCAAUAGAGUUACGAUAGCAGAAAAAAAAAUGGUGAACUUGAAAUGCAAAAACAGAAUUUUGAUGAAACCCCGAGGAAUCUAAGCAAUUCAGUUUUACAAGUUGAAUGAAAAUCUCCACGUGACACCGACCUCCGCCUUCUUAUCGCGGGAUCAUAUUUCGUUGAGUGCAGUGGAAUUAGGUUCAGUGAUGAAGGACGACUGAAAGACUAGCAGUGACGUGGAUAUUUCCCUCCCAAAGAUCUCAGUGAAUCGCCUCAAAAACCCCGCAGAAGCAUGAGUGGACAGACACAGGAGGAGAGGAACGCUGUUGUGCGUAAGAAGAUGCUGGACCUGAAGAAUGUCAAGGUGGGACCAUUGCCGAAGGACUCACCAUGGUUAAGACCGGUGCGCAUAUCAUUCAUGCAAGAUGGCAAAGCGAAGAAUUGGGAUGUCUCGAGGAUACACGACAGUGUUGCAAUUAUUAUUUACAACACCACGAGGAAGAAGCUAGUGUUUGUGAGACAGUUCAGACCAGCUGUUUACUAUGGAAUUCUACCAGAGAAACAUCAGGAUGUUGACACGAAACAGUAUCCACCAGAGGCUGGGCUGACCCUUGAACUGUGCGCUGGGAUUAUUGAUAAGAAUUUACCACUAGUUGAAAUUGCCAGGGAUGAGUUGAAGGAGGAAGUUGGGUAUGAGGCACCUGCCUCUGCUUUUGAGAAAAUUCUCACAUACACGGAUAUUGCUGCAACCGCUGGUAGACACACACAUUUUUAUGUUGAAGUUACUGAUGACAUGCACAUACACCCUGGAGGUGGAGAUGAGUCUGAAGGUGAACUAAUCGAAGUCGUCGAGAUGAGUAUACCCGAAGUAAUCGAGUACAUCUCAUCAGGAGACGUCCAGAGUCCCCCAGGUUUUCUCUUCGGGGUCAUGUGGUUCCUAUCCAAGAAACGUGAUCGUUACACAUGAAACAAACCUCAAAACGUUAGAUCAAAUUUAUUUAUUUACAAAAAGGAGAAAACGAACAAAUAUGUACAAUUUAGCAAGAACAUUUCCCCUGUCUCGGAGAGGAUCGGACGAGAAACUAGAGUUAUUGUUCAGCUUCGUCCUUCGAGAACUGCGAACUGACCCAUGCGAGGCCCCACUUCAGAUUCGUGAGCAAAAAUUUCAGUGCCUUGGUCCACUGCUCUUCAGAGUUGAAUUGAAUCCUAGAAAAAAAUCGAUGAGUUUUAGGUAAUUAAUGAAAUAAAUUGUUAGAGAACGA
This is a messenger RNA of Diachasma alloeum, 1254 nucleotides long. RefSeq names its product uridine diphosphate glucose pyrophosphatase. The record is from RefSeq and is a predicted model, not a curated record. Bases 285 to 959 code for a protein of 224 amino acids. The transcript has 3 exons. Lineage: Eukaryota; Metazoa; Arthropoda; Insecta; Hymenoptera; Braconidae. Gene Ontology annotation, biological process: nucleoside phosphate metabolic process; ribose phosphate metabolic process. Gene Ontology annotation, molecular function: UDP-sugar diphosphatase activity.